CGGGCCCCAGCCGGGCUUCCCGGGCCCCGCGCCCCACCGGGGCCAGGCAGGACGCGCCGCCUCCUCCCGAGCCCGGGAAGCGCACAGGCGAAGAGGAGGAGCCAGGCGCUCCGAGCGGGUGGACUCGGGAGCCCGGGAGCGGUGGAGGCGGAUUUCCUGGGCGCGGCUCUCUGGGGCUACCAUGGCGUUUGGGAAGAGUCACCGCGAUCCCUACGCAACCUCCGUGGGUCACCUCAUAGAAAAGGCUACAUUUGCUGGAGCUCAGACUGAAGAUUGGGGCCAGUUCAUGCACAUCUGUGACAUAAUUAACUCUGCCCACGAUGGGCCAAAAGAUGCAGUAAAAGCUUUGAAGAAAAGAAUUUCCAAAAACUACAAUCAUAAAGAAAUCCAACUUACCUUGUCACUUAUUGACAUGUGCAUACAGAAUUGUGGUCCAAGUUUCCAAUCUUUGAUUGUGAAGAAGGAAUUUGUUAAAGAUGGUCUUGUUAAGCUGCUGAAUCCCAGAUACACCUUGCCAUUAGACAUUCAGAAUAAAAUCCUGAAUUUCAUUAAGACUUGGUCACAGGGCUUCCCAGGGGGUGUGGACGUAAGUGAAGUAAAAGAAGUGUACCUUGACCUGCUUAAGAAAGGCAUUCAGUUUCCUCCUUCAGAUGCAGAGGGUGAAACAGCAAGAAAAGAGACUGCUCAUGUAUCUAAUCCGCCAACAUCUGUUCCUACUGCACCGGCUCUUUCUUCUAUAAUUGCUCCCAAGAACUCAACCAUUACGUUGGUCCCAGAACAGAUUGGAAAAUUGCACAGUGAAUUGGAUAUGGUGAAAAUGAAUGUGAGAAUGAUGUCCACCAUAUUAAUGGAGAAUACUCCUGAUUCUCAAAACCAUGAAGACAUAGAACUUCUGCAGAAACUUUAUAAGACAGGUCGGGAGAUGCAGGAGAGGAUCAUGGACCUCCUGGUGGUGGUAGAAAAUGAAGAUGUAACCGUUGAACUACUUCAAGUGAAUGAGGAUUUGAAUAAUGCCCUUCUUGGAUAUGAGAGGUUUACUAGAAACCAGCAAAGGAUUUUGGAGCAAAAUAAGAAUGGGGAGGAAGCCACCAAUACUGCCAGUGAGCCUUCUGCCCCAUCCUGUGAUCUCCUUGACCUAAGUCCCGGUCCCCCAACUCCUCGGGCCACUCUGCGAGGAAUCAGUGCCAUGAACGCUCAGCUUUCAGACUUAAAUUUCAGCACUCCAAGUCCUGUAGUAAAAAACAACUCAAAACCCAUUCUUCAUCCAGUCGUGGAUUUGCUAGCCUCUGAAAAUACAGAAACAUCCCUGUUUGCCCAAAGGACCAGCCAAAACCUCGCCUCAAGUCAUACAUAUCACAAUUUUCCAGAAUAUUCAGUAGUACUACAGCCGGUUAGCCUAGGGACCAUCUCAGCAACACCAUCAGACCAGAGGCUGCCACCCUUGCCCAGCAAUCAUCCAGCAAUGAGCAAAAAUGAUCUUCAGCCACCCAAUUACUACGAAAUAAUGGAGUUUGAUCCCUUAGCUCCCACUGUCACCACAGAAGCUGUUUAUGAAGAAAUUGAUGUUCAUCACCACAGAGGAACUCAAAAUCAUACUGAUUGUGGAGGUGAAGGUGGACAACCAGCUCCCUAGUGCCAGCUCUCAAAGGCUAGACCCUGUCCAGCUUUGAGGCCUGGGACACAAGAGCUACCAACACAUCAAAGCCAUGGUGAAUACUGGAAUAUUUCUCCUCUGCAAUAUUUUAAAGAGUUAACAGUCCCAGGGUAGCAUUGUGGUUCCUGACAACAGCUCAAGAUUUGUCUCAAAAGACCUGGUUUAUGACACGUAGUUACUUAAAACUUCAGCAGAAGAAAAAUAUUUUGUUCUUAGGCCUCCAGUUUAAUUACAAUGCAUAUGUUUCAUGGCCUUCCUACAUUUAGAAAAGAAAAUCACACUGCUGUGGUAAGAGUAGAUGAAGAGUAUUUCAUUACAAGAAAAUUCUGAAUAGAUAUAAGCAUGAAAUGUGAGAAACUAAAGAUAUUAUUCAGGAAGAAUACUGAGUGCCUUCAUUUAACUAAAUUGAAUGUAAAAGUCAAUUUGCACUUCUUUAUAAAUAAUACUGUUGUUUAGAAUUAUGAAUUAUAAAAACCCUGAUGAUUGUGGUUUAAUUGUAUUUCAAGUGUCCUGAACAGGUCACUGGAUUGUGUACUGCGUUGCCUUUAAGUAUGAUUCUUUAUAAUACACUAAAUGUUCUUUUUGUUUUCCUUUUUACUGUAAUUUAACAUUUCCCUUUGGAACAACAACUACUGGAAAAUGUUCAGAAUAAACUGUGGACUGGUUUACAGAAAUUACAAUGACAAAUAAAUUACUGUUAAAAUAAUUUAAUAUAUCAUUUUACAGUAUUUGUUCACCUUAGAACUUCUGAUGUCAGUAAAUGUACACAAUCUCACCCUUACAUUUUGACAUUCAGGGAUCUGGAACUAUCAUGGUAAGUGCCAGAAGUCUAGUAGAUGUGCUUAGGCAUUUUAUUUCAAUUUCAUGCCACCACAAUUUCAGAGUAAUUAUCUGUUUAGUACUAUGAAUGUACAAUAGAUCUUAGUGGAAAAAUAAAGUAGAAUUUAAAAUAAGAAUGUAGUCUUUGGGCAAGCUAUUAGGGUUCAAGUUACUUAGUGAUGUCUCUUCCACUUUGAGCUUUUAAGAUAGUUGUCUCUUCACACUGAAGGAAAGUAGCAAUUAGUUUCUUAAGAGAUAAUAAUAAACAUGGUCAGAAGUUCUGGCCUGUAGUCUAAAAUUAAAUAAUCCUGAGCAAAAAUUUCUUAAAAAUUCUCAGAUUCACUGCUCCAAGUAUGAGGGGCCAAUAAUUUGGAAGCAAACUGCUGAAUCAGCUGUACCAUACAGUCCAUAUCUGCAUAUAUAAGAAACAGUUUGUUUUAAUCUUAAGUAUGGUAUUGAAUAGUCACACAUUCUAAAUAGACAUUGUGGGUUCCUUAUGAUAAAAGUGGAAUCUUCUCAUAAUUUUAAGUGGAAUAAAUUAGUUAGAAGGGGAAAAAAAAGAACCAUCAUUAAAUAUUUAAAAUAGGUUCUAUAUUAUAGAAUAUUUCUCCUCUGAGAAGGCAAGAAACAUGAUUUUUAAAAAAUCACAAAUUUGAAGCCAAACUUAGCUACUGACUUCAAUUAUAACCUGGAACUGGCAAUCUGUGCCCUUCCUUUGCUUCAAAAAAAGUAUAAGAAAGAGUUAUGAGAUCAACAUUCACCAUUUUUGGAUCUUCAGCAAAUUCAGGAUCAAUGUAGAAAAACACUGGCAUAUCUACUUCCUCUUGUGGAUUAAGCCUUUGUUCUUCAAAACAGAAGCACUAGAAAUUAAAGAAUGAUACUUGUUUAAUAAGAUUUCUAUUCUAUUAUCUGUAACAGAAACCAAGAAAACAGUUCAUUAGUUGGCUUUAAUAAAAGCAUACUGUUAAAAUAUCUAAGUUCUGUGAUAGACUAAUGGCAUUUUUUCAUCUCAGACUGAGCUUUGCUUUUAAGGAUUGAGAAUCAACAAAUUCAUUCUUCUAAUCUUAAAAGCAGAUACCCAUUUAAUUUGGCUCUCAAUCUCUGCAUAGCUGGUAUAAACAAUGAAAAUAAAAGCAGCUAAAAGUUUAGAAGAAAAGGGUUGUCAGUAAUUAUGAGUAUCUACUAAAACACUGCAGUAAAUAUGGUGCUAAAGUUUUAUUUAUCUUUAUCAUAUUCUAUAAAGUUUAGAUUUAGUUGUACCUGUAUUUUAUUGAAAUACUGUCCAGCUUCAAAUGGCACAACAUUGUAUGUAGAAAUCCCAAUUAUUGGUUUGCCAGUAGGAUUCUUAGCUUUAUAAAAUGCCAGUGCAGUCUCUCCUGGCACUACCUGUUUUAAAGAAAAUAAACAUCAUCAAUAUUUAAA
This is a messenger RNA of Choloepus didactylus (southern two-toed sloth), 3895 nucleotides long. RefSeq names its product target of myb1 like 1 membrane trafficking protein (gene TOM1L1). Gene Ontology annotation, biological process: signal transduction. Gene Ontology annotation, cellular component: endosome; membrane. Lineage: Eukaryota; Metazoa; Chordata; Mammalia; Pilosa; Megalonychidae. Gene Ontology annotation, molecular function: ubiquitin binding; phosphatidylinositol binding; clathrin binding. The record is from RefSeq and is a predicted model, not a curated record. Bases 182 to 1633 code for a protein of 483 amino acids. The transcript has 16 exons.